UUGGAAACUGGCAAAACCUUAAGGUUUGUCGUUAAGUUACCCAAUAAAAGUGUGUGUUGCCUCUAUUCAAACAUGUUUUUGUAAACUAUAGAAUAUAUAUUGAUUAUGGGUAACAGAAUGAAAUACGGUCAGGUAUAAUAUACAGUGUCGCUAAAAAUCAUUAAACCUUGUCAUCUAUAUAUUUCAUCCAUCCGUGUUUGCAGUGUUUUAACAUCAAUGAAUUUGGAUAAGUGUUGUAUUGAGGCAGUGCUCCUGAAAGCAUGGUUUAACGGAUAGAACUAAAAGACCUGUAUGGUAAAUGCUUUCCAAUUGGAUUUUACUGAGGCAUGAGAGUGGAAAUGGUUAUUCUAGAGUGCUUGCGGAUAUUUAUUAAAGUAGAGUUCGUUCAACAGGUUUAAUAUUGAACAAUUACAAUGAAUUAUCAAGGGGUCCAAGAGUCGGAUGGUAAUUUCUUUGAAAAUUUUACAGCGUUGUCAUGGCGUCAGGAAAAUAAACGUCUUAGAGCAACCAAUGAGGAUGACAGGGACAGCACAAAGCCACCUCCCUCUGAGACACAGUUUGUACAGAAACCUAGAUUACCAGAUCUCUCCAGAAAAGAGUUUGAGCUGCUGUAUGUGGAAGUAUUGUACACCAUCAAACAUAAGAUUGGCGUGACCAUCGGAGGUCAUCUACCAUUUAUACAGGAUCUCUACCAGUAUGCACAAGAGGCCUUCAAAAUCUCUCCCGAGGAUCAUGCUCGCCUCUUAGCACAAGCCACUAAAGAGAAGCCUCCAAUAGUUAUCCUGAAUGUUACAGUGUUACAAGCUAGAAAUCUUGAAGCCAAAGAUGCUGAUGGCUUCAGUGACCCUUAUUGUAUGUUGGGUAUCAUGCCUGCCCGCAGGGUGGAGAAUUUUGAAGGGUCGGAGGGCGGAAGUCUGGGCUCGUCAGAUGAAGAAAACUCGGGACGUUACAAAGAUAAGGACAAGCGUGGUUUGAGGAAAUUCUCAUUAAGAAAGAAAUCUGCUGCACUAAGAGACCUUUUACCAGCAAAAUAUAUUCAAACUACAAGAGUUAUCCCUAAUACAUUGAAUCCAGUAUGGAAUGAUAAAUUUCGAUUUGACCUUGAAGAUGUGGAAAAUGACAGUUUACAUUUAGACAUCUGGGAUCAUGAUGAUGAAUUUUCUGUGAUUGAAGCUGCGAAGAAACUGAAUGAGAUACAGGGUAUUAAAGGCCUGGGUCGUUAUUUUAAGCAAGUUGCUCAGUCAGCCAGAACUAGCAAGAGCAGUGGUAAAAGUGUGGACGACUUUCUGGGCUGUAUAAACAUUCUUCUGGAUGACAUACCUUCAUCUGGUCAUGAGAAAUGGUACCAACUCCAAGGUAGAACAGCAAAGUCAAAUGUUGAAGGUCAAAUUAGGUUACGGUUGGCCCUAGCAACCAGAGAGGAUCGUGGGAUACCAGAAGAUGACAAUUGGACAGAUGUGAGACAACAUGAGGACUUGAUUAGCAUAUUCAUAGAACAUGAGGUCAGAAAGUGCAAGGAGGGGUCGUAUCGUUGGCAUGGAGAACUUCCUCAAGCUGCACAGACCAUCAUUCACCAACAUGCUGUACAAGGGGACAUCACUCCUGUACAACAAGCUGUCUGUCGCUGGAUGGCCUACAGCCGUAAGCACUAUGACCACCCGUUAGAUUAUCAGUUAUUGCUCAGUCUCCUUCAGGAGCUUGACAAAUUGUGGGAACCAACUUCACUCUCCCGGGAGGAGCUUUACCUCUUUACAUUGGAGGAGUGCCUUGCUGAAUCCUUCACACACUUUAUCAAUCAUUCCCUGACCCUGAUUAAAAAACAACGAGAUGCGUUUCCAGUGAACAACCGUCAAGCAAUGCUCCGUCUCGAUGGGAUGCUACAGUGCCUCGCUGCAAUUUACUCACUAGAAGUGUUUAAAUGGACAUGUCCUUUCCACAAGGAACUCCAUCCUGAGAUUACAAAUGUUAUAAAGAAAAGUACAUUGGAGUGGUAUGAUCGUACUCACAAGCGCUGUCGACAGCAUACGCACGUUGAUACAGAGGAAGAUAUUAUACAGGGCCUACUGGAACUGACGAACCUGCUCAAUACAGACCUUCAUCAUGCCGUCAUCUUUUACACUAAACUUUAUGAACAAAUUGUUGGUGUCCAAUACUUCAGAAUAACAUAUCAAAUUGUUGAGAAAAUGCUUUCAGCCACUGUGAACACUGGUUUACUAGAGGAGUUUGGUGAUGAGGUCAAUGAUGACCUUCAGAUGACCUUGUCAAGGUUAGAGAAGGUUGACAAUGAUUCCCCGGAUCAACACAGUGUUGUAAUCUCCAUGGGAACACAACUGUUUGAGUUGUAUCUUGCUCUACAAGAAUUCUGCAAGUUUAAGGAACAUCUGCCUAAUAGUAUAAAGAAGGAUUUAUCCAUCUGCCAGUUCUAUCAGUGGUUUAGAUUUGCUGUAGAGAAAUGGCUUCGUAUUGCUAAACACAGGGCCUACAAGAGAAUACACAAAGCUGUUGAGCUUGACAAGACUGUGGAUGUGAAGAGUGGGGUAAGAUAUAGUACAUCUGCUGUUGACGUCUGCUGCUGUUUCUCACAAAUGACAGAAUUUUGGAAGAAUUUAGACUGGCCUGACCUGAUAGAUGCAUUACCACUAGUUCAACAACUGACUGAGGACACAUGUGGUGGUGCCGUGUUGUAUGCCGACCUUGUACAUGAGAAACUGAGGAAGGCAGGGUAUUAUGAUGAAGAUGGACAGUUUGAUAUCACUGAACAACUAUGUGUCACAAUUAACAACAUAGAGCAAGUACGUAAGUCCCUGUCACCAAUGCCGGAGAUGUUACAGUUUAAUGAGAUUCAGACGACAUUAGAAAAUCACAACGUAAAAAACAAGUCCAGAUAUGACUUAUCGAAGAUUCUCGCUAAAGCUGAUGCUCAAAUGAUUCAGAAGAUUAAAAAUGUCGUGGACAGAGUUGCUGAUAAAAUGCGUCCAGAUAUAAAGAAAGAUGUAUUCCACUUGAAUUGGGCUCCAGAGGCAGUUCCAGCAGAUGAUGCUAUCGGAGAUUUACUGGAAUAUCUUGACAGUAAUCUUCUUGUGCUCAAUACACAUCUCCUCAAGACGAACUUUGAUAGAAUACUUGAAUCAAUCUGGAUUGAAUGUCUGGAGGAGUUUAGAGAUGCUCUCGAUACUGAGGAGGCUAAACCAUUAUUUUACCAGAGGAUGUAUGAUGCUAUAGGACUUCUUGUACAAUUCUUCAAUGCCAAUGAUAAAGGUCUACCAAUGCAGAAUAUUGUCUGUCCCUUAUAUAAGAAAGUAAGACAAGAGUUGUCUCUACAUAAAAUGGACACAUACAGCCUUAUAGAGACAUUCUAUCAAGAAAAACUGGACGAACAGCGUCAGUGGACGAGUACAGAGUACGGGACUCUCAGUGUUCGUGUCUGGUACAAGAGAGAUUCUCAUACCAUGCUGGUUGAAGUACUCAGCGCCAAGGAUGUGAUACCAUUAGAUGCAAAUGGACUGAGUGACCCCUACGUAGUCGUGUCAUUUUGUCCUGAACAUAUGUUUGCCAAUGUUCCUACACAGACGACAAAAAUUGUAAAGAAAACGCUCAACCCAGUCUUUGAUGAAUCUUUUGAAUUUAAUGUGUCCUUGCAACAGUGUCAGAGGAAAGGAGCUGCGCUGGUGUUCACGGUCAUGGAUCAUGACUAUGUGUUCCAGAAUGACUUUGCUGGUGAGGUGUUCAUGCCACUUGCAGAGAUCCCAGGAGUAUAUGGGGAUGAUGUGACAGGGUAUGAGGCACUCAAUGUAGUCACUUUACCACUCAUGCAGCCUGGCAGAAAAAAGACAGGUGCCCUGGCAGUACUAGCAAAGCGUGAGUGGGAUAAAGCGGCUGAUGACUUUGUUAAAUUACGUAGUAAGGUCCAGGAACAAUCCUCCUAGAUAUGUCCAUGUGGAUGACUUCAGUUUUAAAAAGCAAGGAUUUCCAUUGGCCAGCCAGGAUUACUAAAUAUAUCCUGACCAAUCAAAGAUUUUGAUGUUGGAAGAUUCAGCGAAUCAUGAGUGCUGUUACUAAACUGUUUGGUCAGUCAGAAGGUGUGGCUACAGAUCAAUCCUGUCCAAUCAAAACUGGGAUAAUUGAAGAUUCAGCGAAUCAUGAAUGUUGUUACAAAACUGUCAGGUUUUCAAAGAUUGUAGAGAGUUUAACAUAUGCUCAGAAAAGACAAUAGGCUUUAACAAUAUUAUACUUUUUGGAAGAUGAGGCUUACCUUGUAUUUGUAUGAUAACUGAAAAUGUGAUUGGUUACAAAGUUUGAAACAUAGAUAAGAAAUUUAUUGAUGUUUAUUUAAGAAAGAAUUUGAGCAAUAUUUUCCUCUUUAUGAUCUGAGCUUUGAAUGAAGGAAGGUUAUGAGCUUCUUGCUGACAAUUUGCCGUAGAAAUUGUUGCUUGUUGUCUGUCACAGAGUUUUAUGGAUGAAUGAGGACGCGAAAAUACACAUGUACUUUAUGACAUGAGGGUAAUUAAUAAUUCUAGUCAAAACUCAAAUUGUAAAUAUUGUACAGACAGAAUUUUUAUAAUAUAAAUUAUGAUUAUAUAUGUGAAAUAAUCUUUUAUUUGUUAUCGUUUGUGCAUAAUAAUAUCAGUUUUAAUGAUAGAUAAUUAAUUAUCUUGUUAUUAUAGAAUUGUUCUCACAUUUAUAACAUAUAUUAAAUAAUUACCUAAAAUAUUUAUCUAAAAAUAUUAUGGCAAGAUAUAUUAUAUUUCACAUAAAAGAAGUUUUUGUAAAAGAUGACUCUGGGAAAUCCAGUGUAUAAGAGUAUCUUUUUUGUAUGUUUAUUCUGCAUAUAAUAUUUGAUAUUUCACAUUCAAUUAGGGAUUUGUUUACUGUCUUAAUAUUACACAAUCUUAUAAUCUAUCUAAAACAAUAUAUAUAAUCUGGAAUGAGGAAUGACUUAAAGUCUUCUCAGAUGUAAUGUAACAUAAUAAGAUUUGCACUAUGCCUUUAAGCGUUUGUAUAUAUGUUUUAAUUAAGAUGUAUUUAACUCAUUUUUUCUAUCUUAUUUUAAAUAUUUUUUCCAAUAGUACUACCUAUAUGUAUAGUGUUGUUUUUAUAAUGUUUUAGAGUUUAUUAAAGGCCUAUAACUGAGUAUGUGUCACAACUGUUUUUCACUUUAUACAGCAGUGUUUGUCUUCUAUUAUCAAUGUAGUUUCUUUUCUUACAUUUUUGUUUUCUGUUUAGUUUAAGAAAUGUAAAGUAUGCAAUAAGUUUUAUAUUAAUUAGCUUGUUUAAUUUUAGAAAACAAUUGAUAUUUUGUAAUUACUUAUUACCAUAUGAAAUAAAAUUAAAAUAAUUAAUAGGUUUUCUUAAGACGCAUUAUGCCACAGAAACGAAGACAUUUUUUACUUCUUUUGAAAAGGCAAAUAUGAAUUUUUAUAACAUUUAAAGAAUGGUUUUAGAGCAUGUAAGAAUUGCUUGUUACCUGAAGAA
Ruditapes philippinarum (Manila clam) is the source of this 5472-nucleotide messenger RNA. Its product is annotated as BAI1-associated protein 3-like. Lineage: Eukaryota; Metazoa; Mollusca; Bivalvia; Venerida; Veneridae. The coding region runs from base 414 to 3926 and encodes 1170 amino acids. The transcript is spliced from 28 exons. The record is from RefSeq and is a predicted model, not a curated record.